This is a messenger RNA of Paramuricea clavata, 309 nucleotides long. NCBI's taxonomy places the organism in Eukaryota, Metazoa, Cnidaria, Anthozoa, Malacalcyonacea, Plexauridae. The record is from the annotation of a GenBank genome assembly.
UUCCAGAUUACUGGGAUAGCACACUGUUUGAGUGUAUAUUUCACAAGAUCAAUCUGUCCACCAGCAGUAAAGAAUAUCAGGAGGUUGAAACUGCAUUCCACACCACUGCUCCGAAUCAAAUUGUUCGCAUCGAGAGAAUACAAAACCGAGAAAUCUACGAGAUAUACGAGGUGAAACGACAAGCAAUGAUGAAAAAAUAUGGCGGCAACUUUGCCGAAAAAGAAUUGCGGCUGUUUCAUGGCACUUCUGUAGAAAAUAUUGAGAAAAUUAAUGCUGGUGGAUUGAACAGAAGCUAUGCAGGAAUGCGCG